Molecule: messenger RNA, 642 nt
Organism: Glycine soja
Lineage: Eukaryota; Viridiplantae; Streptophyta; Magnoliopsida; Fabales; Fabaceae
Product: UDP-glycosyltransferase 92A1-like
Exons: 2
Coding region: 1-642 (213 amino acids)
Source: RefSeq, a predicted model, not a curated record
AUGGCAGCAGAGAAGAAGGGGCACAUCGUGAUGGAACCUAAGCUUCACCACUUGUGGUGCUCACGGAACCUUGGCCUAUGUUUCUAUCUGGGAGGUUCCAACCUCCCUCACAGAAAAACAGAUUCUGAUGAGUUCCAUGUUCCGGGGUUCCCUCAAAACUACAAAUUCCACCGUACCCAAUUGCAUAAAUUUCUAAGAGCAGCUGAUGGCACUGAUGAGUGGUCACAGUUCUUCAUUCCCCAGACUGCACUUUCUAUGAAGUCUGAUGGGUGGAUUUGCAACACGGUUGAGGAGAUUGAGCCUCUCGGGUUGCACCUUCUCAGGAACUAUCUUCAACUUCCCGUUUGGCCUGUGGGGCCUCUCUUGCCACCUGCUUCACUCAGUGGUUCAAAACAUCGUGCAGGAAAGGAACCUGGCAUAGCCCUUGAAGCAUGUAUGGAGUGGCUGGAUUUGAAAGAUGAGAAUUAUGUUCUCUAUAUUUCAUUUGGGUCUCAGAACACUAUCCGUGCAUCUCAAAUGAUGGCUUUGGCUGAAGGGUUGGAAGAGAGUGGUAGAUCGUUUAUUUGGGUCAUAUGGCCACCUUUUGGUUUUGACAUCAAUGGAGAGUUUAUUGCAGAAUGGUUGCCAAAAGGGUUUGAAUAG